Rhopilema esculentum is the source of this 2928-nucleotide messenger RNA. Its product is annotated as RNA-binding protein 25. Gene Ontology annotation, biological process: regulation of alternative mRNA splicing, via spliceosome. Gene Ontology annotation, cellular component: spliceosomal complex. Lineage: Eukaryota; Metazoa; Cnidaria; Scyphozoa; Rhizostomeae; Rhizostomatidae. Gene Ontology annotation, molecular function: mRNA binding. The record is from RefSeq and is a predicted model, not a curated record.
CUUCCCACAAUGCUUUGUUUCAAUUGGAAGAGACGAACUGCCCGUUAGCAGAAGAGGCGAAUCAUUUAUGCAAAAAGCCCAGAAAUAGGUUAUUUAUUGUUGGAAAUAUUGCACAGUAAGUUUGAAUAGAAGCAAAGAAGGUGAAGAAGAGCUGUUCGACGUCUGCCUAAAGAGAGGGGCAUGUCUUUUGGUAUUCCACCAAGUCAAGUCAGCCAGUCUAAUGGGCCUAACGUCAAGCCAGGGAAUCAAGCUUUGUUACCAACACCUCCUUCUAUACAGAUGCCUGUGCCCAUGCCAGCUGUUGCGCCACAAUUAAUGCCUGGAGUGAUACCUGUAGCGGUCAUUGCAAGUGCUGCACCAGUUUCAUUUGUUCCGACACCAUCAACUUCAUUGUAUGUUACUCCUUCGUCAAAUUUGACAAACAAGCCCCAAAUCGGUGUGAGAAAACUGAAAACUCUUCCUGAAAAGUCAGAAAUCAAAGUAGAAAUGCCUGAUGUAAAUUCUACAACAACUGUCUUUGUUGGCAACAUCACAGAGCAUGCAUCAGAUUCACUCACAAGACAAAUUCUAAUGAAAUGUGGCCCAAUUUCUAGUUGGAAAAGAGUGCAAGGAGCAUCUGGAAGGCUCCAAGCCUUUGGAUUCUGUGAAUAUACCAUGCCAGAGUCUGCGUUAAGGGCAAUGAGAUUGUUGAAUGGUUUUCAGCUAGGGGAUAAACCACUGCUGGUAAAAGUUGAUAGCAAAACAAGGGCACAGCUUGAUGAAUACAAAGAAAAAAUGAGAGAACAACACAACAAAAAUAGAAGUAAUGGUGAUUACGAUGUGGAACUGGACGAAAAUACCAAGGAAAUGGACGAAGAAUGUCUUCGAGACAUUAGAAAACUGAUAAGUGGUAACUCAAGUGUACUUUCUGGGAGCUAUGAUGAUGCACUGCCGUACAUGAAGCGGAGUCACAGUGGCUGUGCCGAUAACCUUGAAGGACUCGACAUGGAUACUGCAAAGAAAGAUCUGGUUUCAAAGGAAAUUAGGAGCUUUCGACAGGCGUACAGGAACGAGGAAGAGCAGAACAAGAAAGAAAAAGAUCGCGAUAAAGAUAAGGAGAGAGAACGUGAGAGAGAAAGAGAGCGAGAAAGAAGGCGAGAAAGGGAGGAGAGGGACCGCGAAAAAGAACAGGAAAGGAGGCGGGAUCGCAAGCGAAGGGAAGGCGAAGAGUGGAGUGACGAGGACUCACGAAGGUCUAAACGAGGCACGCCUACGCGUGAACGACUUGAAUCAGAAAGAACACGGAGAUCACGUUCACGAUCACGCGAGAGGAAUCGCGGAGAAGAUGAAGAAGAAGGAGAAUAUGAAAAGCGAAGGCUAGAGAGGGUUAAACGGGAAAAGGACAAAGCCUACUUAGAGCGGUUAAAAGAAUUUGAAGCUAGAGAACGAAAGAAGGUGAGAGAGUAUGAGAAGCAGAUGAGUAAGGACAUGAAGAGAAAGGAUGAGGAGGCUGAAGAAAGGAUUCAUCUAAGCGAGUUUCUUGAAGAUUAUGAUGAUGACAGGGAUGACCCAAAGUACUAUCGUGGAAGUAGCCUGAGUCGACGUAUGAGAGACCGAGAACUAGAGGCGGAAAGUGACCACAGAGACAAGCAACGGGAAAUGGAGGAAAUCGAUGAAAUACUUCGAAAACGCUUGGCUGAACCCGCCCCAGAGAAAGAGAAUGAGUCCCCAAAUUCAUUACGCCCGAAACGCGAAAAGACCCCCGAGAAAGCGCCUCCGCCGACAAUGAUGAAACCAACGUUUUCUACUAUCAAGACAGAGGUGGAGUCCCCAGUGCAGGACCAGCUGCCAGCCCCCAGCAAGGGGCGCAAUUCUCCCGCUGUGAAGAGGGAAAGGGACAUUGACAACGAAUCCGACCACCCUCAGAAAAGGACUGCAUUUGGUUUUGGUCUUAAGACCUCCACAGUGUCACAACAAAGCAAUCGAAAACUGGACUCUGUUUUCAAUGCAAAUGAAGAAGAGCAGGCAAAUGAUUCCACGCCCAAAAAGAAGUUAUCAAAAAUAGAAUCAGAGGAAGAGGAGGAGAGAAAGAAAGCUGCUUCUGCUGAUGAAAAGAAAAAGAUCAUCAGAAAUCUGAUCGAGAAAAUCCCUACGGCUAAAGAUGAACUAUUCUUGUUUCCAGUGAAAAUGGACAUGAUUGACCAGAAUUUGGUGGAGAAAAGAAUCAAGCCAUGGGUAAAUAAAAAGAUCUUUGAAUACAUUGGAGAACAAGAACCAACUUUGGUUGAAUUCAUUUGUAGUAAGGUGAUUAGUAAAAGCACUCCAAAAAAUAUUUUAGAAGAUGUUGAAAUGGUUUUAGACGAAGAAGCUGAAGUUUUUGUUGUCAAAAUGUGGCGCCUUUUGAUUUAUGAAACAGAGGCCAAACACCUUGGGCUUGUCAAAUGAACAUUGAUGAAAAAGAGGCCGAAAACCUUGGACUUGUGAAAGAACAUUGCACGCUCCACUGUAAAAGUUGUGUCUCAACUUGAUCACAGGACUGCAGUAAAAUUGAUGCUUGGCAAAAAAGGAGUAAAGGGGAGUACUACGGGAACGCACAGAGGUUGUGGCACUCAGUGAUGUUAUGUCCGCAAAUGAUUUCAGUUUCUUCAGCUGUGACUGCACGUGUCAAUGGAGACAUUCUAAUUGUUCUAAACUUGCCUUUGUUGCUUUUGUUAUUGUAAAUCGUGGAUGUUUUACUGGCUAGGGAACUGUAGAUAAUUAAAAUGAAUUAUAUCCAGGCAAUCGCUAGUAUUCAUAAACCCUGUCUAAUGCAAUACCCGCCCCCUCCCUCUAACAAUUGAGGUAGCUCGUCUUCUAGCACUAAAUAUUAGGUAUUAUGUCAGACCCUGCUACGUACGUAGAUGUCUUCAUUAGGACACGGAAUUCCAGUAGCCCCUUUUAAAAGUAAUA